Daldinia loculata is the source of this 2042-nucleotide messenger RNA. RefSeq names its product GNS1/SUR4 membrane protein. The transcript is spliced from 3 exons. NCBI's taxonomy places the organism in Eukaryota, Fungi, Ascomycota, Sordariomycetes, Xylariales, Hypoxylaceae. The coding region runs from base 583 to 1566 and encodes 327 amino acids. Gene Ontology annotation, cellular component: endoplasmic reticulum membrane. Gene Ontology annotation, biological process: fatty acid elongation, saturated fatty acid; sphingolipid biosynthetic process; very long-chain fatty acid biosynthetic process. Gene Ontology annotation, molecular function: fatty acid elongase activity. The record is from RefSeq and is a predicted model, not a curated record.
AGCCAUCUCAAGUAAGACAUAUCGAUAGCCUCUGAAAUCCUAAACGAGAAAGCGAAUUAGCAGAUACAUACCUGUCCAGGAUAUCUAAGAGCCACAUACCCCAGCCGGGAGCCUUUUGUCCGAGACUAUAGAAAUAAACGUAUCCACAGUUGUUAGAAUUCUGUUAAAAUAUGCCAUCAUCUAGGCCCUAGCUAAAGAUGUACUGUUUUACUUGUAAUUGGCAUCAAAAGCAAUGGUGUAACCGCACCUUCAUACCGUGUUCUAUGUGGGGUACCUAAUAUAGAGUUAACCAAAUCCCUAGAAUAGAAUAACUUCGACCGAGUAUCCGGGACUAUUCUUAAGUUCAUUGAGUUUGUUAGUUCAACCUAUCCGUUUUCAGCUGGUUGAUAUUGUAGGCUAGCUCGUUAGUCGACGCAGUAUGACAUCGAUCACUUAAUCUCUAUCCAGAUCACCGGGCGCUUAUAAUAAUAACGGCCGUCGACUUCAAAAUUCACUAGAACUCUCCUUUCAGCAUCGUGACACCUGGGCUUCUCGGCUGGCCUCGUCGACCUCCUUUGUUAUUCUCAUAUUUGUUAAUUAGCCAUGUCUUUUGAUUCUAUCCAUGCCUUCAAGGCCUCGCCCGGCGUGAUCAAGAUCGCGCCGUGGCAGGGUUUUGACAAGGUUUGGAUGUCCGUUACGGGAUAUCAUGCAAACGAGUUCAGGUUCAAGGAGGGAGUCACUCCGAUGUCGACCGUGACCGAGGCCGUGGGCAUGAUUGUUCUGUACCUCGUUGUCAUCUUCGGAGGCCGCGAGUUUAUGCGCAACCGCGAGCCGCUGAAGUUGAACGGUCUGUUCAAGGCUCACAACCUGUUCUUAACGCUACUGAGCGGUGGCCUCCUAGUUCUCUUCAUCGAGCAACUAGCCCCGUCUAUCUGGAAGCAUGGCCUCUACUCGAACAUCUGCACCGCAGAUGGCUGGACCGACGAGCUCGUAACUCUCUACUAUCUCAACUACAUCACCAAAUACAUCGAACUUAUUGAUACUGUCUUUUUGAUGGUCAAGAAGAAGCCUCUUACCUUCCUCCACACUUACCACCACCCGGCAACAGCAUUGCUGUGCUACACCCAACUGCUCGGUCACACGUCGGUGUCGUGGGUCCCGAUUACCCUGAACCUGACUGUGCACGUCGUGAUGUACUGGUACUACUUCCAAAGCGCACGAGGUGUCAAGGUUUGGUGGAAGGAGUGGAUUACCCGAAUGCAGAUUGGCCAGUUCAUUCUCGAUCUUGGGUUUGUGUACUUCGCAUCGUGGGACUAUUUUGCUAGUGCCCAUGCUCCGUAUCUGCCGCAUAUGGGGCGAUGCACGGGUAAGCCUUUCGCAGCUGUCUGUGGGUGCCUGAUCUUGAGCUCGUAUUUAGUGCUCUUUAUCAUGUUCUAUAUCUCCACAUACAGGAAGGCAUCCUCUCGCAGGGCCAAUAAGAAGUCAGACAAGCACGCGGUCUCAUCGAUAAAGCAGAGCGCGGCCAAGGUGGCCGACAGCUGCAGCGGAGUGGAACAUAUGAACAGCUCGAUAGUUUCCAGAAAGUGAUUUUCUGUCAGCUUUACCCAUUCAAGCCCAUCGCUUGGAUAUCUGCAUGGAAUGUGGAUACCUAAUCAUUAACUUGUCAUCCUCCUAAGUUCCAGAAGGGGAAAAGGGAGGGCGGCCCGGGGCGGAUGGAGUAGGCGUCCCUGUCUAUCAUUAAAACUAAUGAAAAUGUAUAAUUCUUAGUCUAAUGUAUACGCAUUUUCGAAUUGUUCCAAGUUUAGCGUUAUCGGCAGAAUAAUGAGAAAUAAAUGAUUUCAACGUAAAAUAAAGUAAGGCGUAUCGAAUUCCGGUAGUUGUCUGCAAGCAGGGGUGGGGGGUUAUGUUCUAGGCUAUCAUGUUGGCCUGAAGUUGAAAAAGAGGCGUGACGGCCAAGAGAAUUGGCAGGGCGGAAAUCUCCUUGAUCCUUGUAAGUGGACCCUUGUAAGUGGUCAAUGCCCCCUGCUGUGGGAUGUAACUGUUCCGGACCCCGCAGGCUUAGC